CAAAAUUUUGUGAUAUUUUAGCUUAAGUUAAGGACCUUUGUGUGAGAAAAGAUUGUUUUGGGGUUUAAUGUGAAUAUUCUGAAAGCUGAGGGACUUAAAAAGGGAAAAGAAUUUGGAUAAGGAUGGCUUCAUUUCUUUUUCUUUUUCCUUCUUUCUUUCUUCUCCAGCCCGCGCAUCUGCUCAUUCUUCUUCUUCCCGAAGCCCCCCAAGCCACCGACCUUCUUCCCCCUUGAAAAACCCGGUGAGAUCUUGAUGAAUUUCUCUUCCUUUCUUGUUAAAUCACAAGAUUUGGGGCUUAGAAUCUUCCCUCUCAACCCAGAAAAUUCUGGUUCUGCUCUGCUCUUCUUCCUUGUCCGCCGGCUGCUGUGGGUUUGAAUUUCUGGGCAUUUUUCGGGUAAGCCACAGCCAAGAAAUCAUCCCCUUAGCCUUGAUUUAACUUGGGUUACUCUAAUUUUUGGUUGUGGUUCUUGAAUUUUGGGUAGUUUCCGUGAGUUUCCCCUGCAGAUGCCGCUGGCUUCUUCUCCCUGUCAGCUCCGGUUUGCUUGCUGGAAUUCAGGUUUUCGAUCGUUCUGUCAAUUAGCAUUGAGAUUGAAUCUUCAGUUUAUGCGAGUGAGGUAAGUAAAUUUAUGGUAAUGCCCGUACAGUUUUUAAAAGCAUGUUUUGAUUUGUUUUUGAAGUGGUGGCGGGACUAAACCCGUUUUACACAAGUAUGACUGAUUUGAAGUGAAAUGUUUUAUGCUUUUCAUUAAAUUGAGCAUGCCUACUUGAAAUUUAAGUGACUGUCCUAAUGAUCUGAAAGUGAUUGUGAAUUGUGAUUUUCUUGAACUUCUGCCUGUUUUGUCUCCGAUGUGGUCAUGUUAUUAGUGACCCUGCUAGUGGAGGAGGUUAUAAACGCUAGCACAUGUUGGCACAUGUCUAUAUGUUAUUAGUGACCCUGCUAGUGGGGGAGGUUAUAAACGCUAGUACAUGUCGACAUGUUAUUGAUAGAAUCGGUUCGUUGAGUGACCCUGCUUGUGGGGGUUAUACACCAGCAAACAGUGACCCUGCUUGUGGGGGUUAUACACCAGCAAACAGUGACCUUGCUUGUGGGGAUUAUACACCAGCAAAUAGUGACCUUGCUUGUGGGGAUUAUACACCAGCAAACAGUGCGCUUGCCAGUGGGUGUUAGACGCUCACCGUGACUUAUAGAGGAGACGUCUAUUUCGUUCUCGUACUGUAUCCGUUUUGCGUGAUUGCACAUGUUGGCAUGCUAUAAGUUUAAUAAUGAGCACUCCAUAUUUACUUAUUGAGUUUAUCUCAUAGUUUUCCUUGUCCACCAUUUCAGGAAGUGAAAUCGAGGACGGGGAAACCACGGGAAGUGACGAGUAGAAAGCUAGCCAUUUCGAGAUUGACAUAGAUUUUAGAAAUAAAUCGUGAUCUUGUAAGCUAGAGUGUAUUUGAAGAUUUUAUGAUAUUGGAGCAAAUUAUAAAUUUUGAUCUUCAGA
Molecule: messenger RNA, 1484 nt
Organism: Rubroshorea leprosula
Lineage: Eukaryota; Viridiplantae; Streptophyta; Magnoliopsida; Malvales; Dipterocarpaceae
Source: the annotation of a GenBank genome assembly